Messenger RNA from Mesoplodon densirostris (Blainville's beaked whale), 1854 nucleotides. RefSeq names its product solute carrier family 6 member 3 (gene SLC6A3). The record is from RefSeq and is a predicted model, not a curated record. NCBI's taxonomy places the organism in Eukaryota, Metazoa, Chordata, Mammalia, Artiodactyla, Ziphiidae. The transcript is spliced from 14 exons. Gene Ontology annotation, biological process: sodium ion transmembrane transport; dopamine uptake involved in synaptic transmission. Gene Ontology annotation, cellular component: neuronal cell body membrane; presynaptic membrane; plasma membrane. Gene Ontology annotation, molecular function: norepinephrine:sodium symporter activity; dopamine:sodium symporter activity. Bases 1 to 1854 code for a protein of 617 amino acids.
AUGAGUAAGAGCAGGUGCUCUGUGGCACUGAUGUCUUCCGUGGUGGCCACAACUAAGGAGGCCAAUGCCACGGGCCCGAAGGCGGUGGAACUCGUCCUGGUCAAGGAACAAAAUGGGGUGCAGCUCACGAACUCCACCCUCCUCAACCCCCCGCAGAGCCCCGCACAGGCCCAGGACCGGGAGACCUGGAGCAAGAAGGCCGACUUCCUCCUCUCGGUGAUCGGCUUCGCUGUGGACCUGGCCAACGUCUGGCGGUUCCCUUACCUGUGCUACAAAAAUGGCGGCGGUGCCUUCCUGGUCCCCUACCUGUUCUUCAUGGUCAUUGCCGGGAUGCCGCUUUUCUACAUGGAGCUAGCCCUCGGGCAGUUCAACAGGGAGGGGGCUGCCGGCGUCUGGAAGAUCUGCCCUAUCCUGAAAGGCGUGGGCUACACGGUCAUCCUCAUCUCACUCUACAUCGGCUUCUUCUACAACGUCAUCAUCGCCUGGGCACUGCACUACCUCUUCUCCUCCUUCACCACGGAGCUGCCCUGGACCCACUGCAACCACACCUGGAACAGCCCCCGCUGCUCCGACGCCCGCGCCCCCAGCUCCAGCCCUGACCCCAAUGACACCUUCAGGACCACCCCUGCCGCCGAGUACUUUGAGCGCGGCGUGCUGCACCUCCACGAGAGCCAGGGCAUCGACGACCUGGGCCCUCCCCGCUGGCAGCUCACAUCUUGCCUGGUGCUGGUCAUUGUCCUGCUCUACUUCAGCCUGUGGAAGGGAGUGAAGACUUCCGGGAAGGUCGUGUGGAUCACAGCCACCAUGCCGUACGUGGUCCUCUUUGCGCUGCUUCUGCGAGGCAUCACCCUCCCUGGGGCCGUGGACGGCAUCAGAGCGUACCUGAGCGUGGACUUCCAUCGGCUCUGCGAGGCCUCGGUCUGGAUAGAUGCCGCCGUCCAGAUAUGCUUCUCGCUGGGAGUGGGGCUUGGAGUACUCAUUGCCUUCUCCAGUUACAAUAAGUUCACCAACAACUGCUACAGAGACGCGAUCAUCACCACCUCCGUCAACUCGCUGACGAGCUUCUCCUCCGGCUUCGUGGUCUUCUCCUUCCUGGGGUACAUGGCCCAGAAGCACAGUGUGCCCAUCGGGGACGUGGCCAAGGAUGGGCCGGGGCUGAUCUUCAUCAUCUACCCCGAGGCGCUUGCCACGCUCCCGCUCUCCUCCGUCUGGGCCGUGGUUUUCUUUGUCAUGCUGCUCACCCUGGGAAUCGACAGCGCCAUGGGCGGGAUGGAGUCGGUGAUCACCGGGCUCAUCGAUGAGUUCCAGCUGCUGCACAGGCACCGGGAGCUCUUCACCCUCCUCAUCGUCCUGGCAACCUUCCUUCUCUCCCUCUUCUGCGUCACCAAUGGUGGCAUCUAUGUCUUCACGCUGCUGGACCACUUUGCGGCCGGCACGUCCAUCCUCUUCGGGGUGCUCAUGGAGGUCAUCGGGGUGGCCUGGUUCUACGGCGUGUGGCAGUUCAGCGACGACAUCAAGCAGAUGACCGGGCAGCGGCCCAGCCUCUACUGGCGGCUGUGCUGGAAGUUCAUCAGCCCCUGCUUCCUCCUGUUUGUGGUCGUGGUCAGCGUCGCAACCUUCCGGCCCCCGCACUACGGAGCCUACAUCUUCCCCGAGUGGGCCAACGCGCUGGGCUGGGCCAUCGCCGCCUCCUCCAUGUCCGUGGUGCCCAUCUACGCCGCCUACAAGUUCUGCAGCCUGCCCGGCUCCUCGAGGGAGAAACUGGCCUACGCCAUCACGCCCGAGAAGGAACACGAGCAAGUGGACAGAGGGGAGGUGCGCCAGUUCACACUCCGCCACUGGCUCGUGGUGUAG